Molecule: messenger RNA, 551 nt
Organism: Paramecium sonneborni
Lineage: Eukaryota; Ciliophora; Oligohymenophorea; Peniculida; Parameciidae
Source: the annotation of a GenBank genome assembly
AUGUAUAUUAUAGGGAGCAGUUAAAGUAGUCACAUUACCUACGAAACUAGAGAAAUGCUAGAUUUAUUUGGAGUACAAGCAAUAAAAAGUAGUUUUCCAUAAUAAUNAGCCCUUAAAUAGUUUAUAAUUACCUUAGCAAUAAAAAAACAAUUUUGGGUUAGUGAGUCCAAUAAUAGAAUUUAAAUCUAUUAGAAAAGGAUAGAAAUCCACAGCUUCUCCAAAUCAGGAAACUAAUAAAAAAAUUGAAAUUUUACAAGUAAAUUUAAUGAAUAAAGAAUAGAAUAAAUUAAAAAAAAUAAAAAUAGAUGAUAAAGAACACAAUAAUAAAGAGAUUACUUUAACAAUUAUAAAAGUUGGAGAUGAUCAUAAAAUAAAAAUUGAGUAUAAUCAUCUAUAUAAAUAGGCCUGAUCUCUUCGACGGAUUAAUUGAAAAAUAGAAAACAAAAAAAGAGGAUAAUUUAGUAAGACUAGAAUGUAAGAAAGAAUAGGAUAUACAUGAAUUAGUACUAGAAUUUGAUGAUGAAAAAGAUUUUGAAUAAUUUAAUUUAUGA